Molecule: messenger RNA, 2580 nt
Organism: Talaromyces proteolyticus
Lineage: Eukaryota; Fungi; Ascomycota; Eurotiomycetes; Eurotiales; Trichocomaceae
Product: putative saccharolysin
Exons: 3
Coding region: 97-2433 (778 amino acids)
Biological process (GO): proteolysis; peptide metabolic process
Cellular component (GO): mitochondrial intermembrane space
Molecular function (GO): metalloendopeptidase activity
Source: RefSeq, a predicted model, not a curated record
GCUCAAUCUUACUCAUGGCUGAUACUGUUAUGUUAAACUCAACACCUACGGCGUAGGUCAUGAUUUAAGGGAUUUGAAUACCUAAUAUAACCAAUAAUGGGCCUCGUUCUGCACUCGAGAGCCACUCACCCCCCCCAGGACUCAAGACCGGCCCUGUCCUUCCGCACCCUUACCAUACUCAUCCCUCUUCUGUUCUUUCUCUCUAUUAUUUUUGUACUGCUCACCACCCAAGCAGACAUCAGAUUCAACAUCCGACAAGGCUACCCAGUCAUAAAAUCAAUACCCACAUCAUAUCCUUCCCACAAGAUAGCAAGCGGCGCUAUUGUGCCUGCUCAAUACAGGAAGCCCCCUCAACUUCCUCCAUUAUUUACUGCUACCAAUGAAUCUUUGAUCAACGAUGCGUACAGUCUUUGCACAAAAAAAAGAUAUCUGCUGGACAAUCUAGCAACAAAUAUAAAACCUAAAGAAGCGACGUUCGAUAAUGUGUUGCUGCCUAUCGUCCACGAAGAGGAUGCAGCUGCGAUGGAAAGGAGGAUUAUUGGGUUUUACCAGGCUGUGUCUACGGACUCUCGAUUGCGGGAUGCAAGUUCGAAAGGAGAGGAGAUGAUGGAUGAGUGCAAUAUCGAGGCAUCUAUGCGAGAGGAUAUAUUUGCUCUGGUACAAACUGCUUGGGAUAGAUCGCGAAAGGCUGGCAGCAAGUUAGAUGAUGAGAGCUUGAGGCUAUUAGACCAGAAGCGAAAGAGCUACAUUCAGAAUGGGUUGGGAAUUGGAAAAGGGCCGAAGAGAGACCGAUUCAAGGAAAUCAAGAAGAGACUAAGCCAACUGUCAAUCGAGUUUCAGAAGAAUCUGAAUGAGGAGAAUGGAGGAAUAUGGUUUACGAGGAAAGAGUUAGAGGGUGUGCCAGAAGACAUAUUGAGUGGAUUGGAACCGGGCAUAGGAGCGAACCAGGGCAAGCUGAAGCUUUCAUUUAAAUCGACGGACCUUUUCUCUGCCCUAAAAUUUGCUUUGGAUGCGGAAACGAGGCAGAGGGUCUUUAUUCAGAAUGAGAACAAGCUUAAUCAAAAUGUUCCAUUGUUCAAGGAGGCCAUCAUUCUAAGAGACGAAGCUGCCAGGCUGCUAGGAUAUCCGAACUACGCUUCGUUUCGGAUAGAAGACAAAAUGGCUAAGACACCAAAGGCUGUAACUGAUUUCCUUAAUGAUAUCAAGGACCGACUCAGGACAGGAGGUGCCAAGGAAGUUGCACAUCUCAUGGAAAUUAAGAGUAACGAUCUCAUGAUAAGAGAGCUAGCACAUACAAAGGACAAGGACAUCUAUCUUUGGGAUGACAGAUUCUAUAAUAGGUUGAUGGUUGAGCAGGAAUUUGCGAUUGACGAAGAGAAAAUUGCGGAGUAUUUUCCUCUUCAAUCUACACUCGAAGGCAUGUUAGCUAUAUUUGAGCAGCUAAUGGGGUUUGUGUUUGUUGAACUUGGAGAUCUGGACAAAGCAAAAAUCUCAGCUACUGGGAGAGCGGAAGAUAUCACAUGGCAUAAAGACGUAAAGAUGUUUAGCGUUUGGGAUGAUGAAGGAGAAGGCAACGGAUUCGUUGGUUAUUUCUACUUGGAUCUUCACCCUCGUCCCGGCAAAUUUGGCCACGCUGCCAAUUUCUCUCUUCAACCAGGCUUUAUUUUACCCAAUGGAACACGUCGAUAUCCAGCUACUGCACUCGUCUGUAAUUUCUCCAAGCCCACUAAGGAGAAACCAUCACUUCUCAAGCACGAUGAAAUUGUGCUUCUAUUUCAUGAACUCGGACACGGCAUUCACGAUCUCGCAGGUCGAACCAAAUAUUCUCAGUUCCAUGGAACGUCCGUUGUUCGCGACUUCGUUGAAGCCCCUUCCCAGAUGCUUGAGAAUUGGGCUUGGACUUAUUCUCAACUCAAAUCUCUUAGUAAACACUACGAGACAGGAGAGAGCCUCCCUGAUGAUCUGAUCGCGAAGCAGAUCAACGUAAGACACGUUAAUGAUGCACUCUUGAAUCUUCAUCAACUCCAUUUCGGCAUCUUUGACAUGACGGUCCACACGCCGAAAAGCCAUGAAGAAGUUGAAUCUAUGAAAUUCUCCGAAUUAUACAAUGAUCUUCGUGCACAGAUAACUGGUCUCAAGGGCCCGGAAUCCUUAGGGGCAAAGUCCGACUGGGGUAAUGGCCAAACCACAUUUGGUCACCUGAUGGGUGAAUACGACGCUGGCUAUUACGGAUAUUUGAGUAGCCAAGUCUACAGUGCAGACAUUUUCUCUUCAGUUUUCAAAAAAAACCCGAUGGACGGCAAGGAGGGUAGACGUUAUAGACAUAUGGUUUUGGAGAGGGGGGGUAGUCAAGAUGAGAUGAAGAUUUUAGAGGAUUUCCUGGGGAGAAAACCAAGCACGGAGGCAUUUUAUCAGGAGCUAGGUUUGAUGUAGAAGUAGAUUUGUUGCUAAUUGGAAGGAGUUGCAAUGUUCUCAUUUUAGACGACGAUUGAAAAUAAUGCUGUUUCAACUAAUAGCGGCCACUCUUAACUAUUGCAUCCGUGCAUUAGGUGAAUGUGCUCGUUGUCAUUAGUCUUACGG